AUGUCCUACGGAUCCAUUGCCGGCGGCGGGGGACUGGGAAGCCGUGGCCCAUUCGGGGGUCCCUCGAGACAAGGGUAUCAGCCCCUAGAGUGCGCUAAGUGUUGGACGGAGUAUGGAAUCCGCCACUUCCCCUGCCCAUCGCCAGAGCGCAGCCCACAGGAGCCCCAUGUGGGGAAGGACGGGGAAGGCCGCCUGGGGCCAGCGGUGGGCAUGCCCAGAGGCCCGCGGGCCCGGAAGCGAGGACCAGGAGUCACUCCCGAAGGCAGCUGGACGCCAGAGCCCACGGCGGUCGCCGGGCCCUUGGGCCGCGUCGCAGGGCCUGGCGCUGCCCGGACCAAGAAGAGGAAGCCCAACUUUUGCCCGCAGGAGACGGAGGUCCUGGUGGCCCAGGUCAGCAAGCACCACCAGCUGCUCUUUGGCACGGAGCUGCCCAAGGCUGAGCCGGCCCGCAGGUACCGCACGUGGGGCCGCAUCCUGCAGGCCGUGAACGCGCUCGGCUACUGCCGCCGCGACGUGGUCGACCUCAAGCACAAGUGGCGGGACCUGCGCGCCGCGGUGCGCCGCAAGCUGGGUGAGCUACGCAAGGCGGCCCCCGGGCCUGACGCUGGCAAGCCCCUGGCCCUGACCCUUACGCCCGUGGAGCAGGUGGUGGCCAGGACUUUCUCCUGCCAGGCCCUGGCCCCCGAGGGCGUUGAUCUGGAGCCUCCCAGAGCCACCCAGGUGGACCCAAGCGAGCUGCAGGAACUGUUCCAGGAGACAUCGGCCAGCGUCUUCCGCAUCAACUCCAAUGUGACCUCCUUGGAGCGGAGCCUCCGGUCCCUGGGGACGCUGAGUGACACGCAGGAGCUGCGGGAGAGCCUGCACACAGUGCAGCAGGAGACCAAUGCAACCAUUGCGGCCAGCACCAGCACCAUGAAGCAGCUGUCAGAGCUCCUGCGCAGCGUGUGUCCACACUUCUAUCUGCAGCAGGAGCGUCUUCAGCUGGACCGCCUGAAAAAUCAGCUGUCAGAUGCCAUUCAGCGCUACGGAGUCGUGCAGAAGAAAAUUGCGGAAAAAUCCAGAGCACUGCUUCCCACAGCGCAGAGGGGUGGCAAACAGAGUCCCCGGGCCCCUUUUGCUGAGCUGGCCGAAGACGAGAAGAUCUUCACCGGGAGUGGGAGUGACAACAUUGGGCUGAGCCAGGAACAGGCGCUGCUUCCGGAGCUCACCGAGGAGGACCUGGAGGCCAUCCGGCUGCGGGAGGAGGCCAUCCUGCAGAUCGAGAGCGACUUGCUGGAUGUGAACCAGAUCAUCAAGGAUUUAGCCUCCAUGGUGUCGGAGCAAGGAGAGGCCAUUGACAGCAUUGAAGCCAGCAUCGAGGCCGCUUCCUCGCAGGUGGAGUCGGCCCAGGAGCUCCUGGCGGGAGCCAGCCGGCACCAAGUAAGUCGACGAAAGGUCAAGUGCUACUUCCUGUCGGCUGGAGUUGCUGUCCUGCUUGUUGCCAUCCUCAUCAUCGCCACCUCUGUCCGAAAGUGA
This is a messenger RNA of Trichechus manatus latirostris (Florida manatee), 1515 nucleotides long. It is a transcript of the gene TSNARE1, whose product is annotated as t-SNARE domain containing 1. Bases 1 to 1515 code for a protein of 504 amino acids. NCBI's taxonomy places the organism in Eukaryota, Metazoa, Chordata, Mammalia, Sirenia, Trichechidae. The transcript has 13 exons. Gene Ontology annotation, cellular component: membrane. The record is from RefSeq and is a predicted model, not a curated record. Gene Ontology annotation, biological process: vesicle-mediated transport.